Molecule: messenger RNA, 2957 nt
Organism: Triticum aestivum (bread wheat)
Lineage: Eukaryota; Viridiplantae; Streptophyta; Magnoliopsida; Poales; Poaceae
Product: histone-lysine N-methyltransferase, H3 lysine-9 specific SUVH5-like
Exons: 2
Coding region: 899-2833 (644 amino acids)
Cellular component (GO): nucleus
Molecular function (GO): zinc ion binding; histone methyltransferase activity; double-stranded DNA binding
Source: RefSeq, a predicted model, not a curated record
ACAUGAGUGCCAGUUGCGGCGGCGAUCCAGCCACCGUCGUGGGAUCCGACCAGCCGCUUGCCACACGGCAACCCCCGAAGAGGGGAACGUAGGACGUGGCCGUCCUGGAGGCUGUAUGCUCGCGCCUUUCGGUCACGCUCGGCGUCGCCCGUCCAGGGUAGCAGGAGGGGGAGAGAUGGCAGCGUGGGGUGCCACGACGCGACGGUGCGCCAUGACGCACAGACGGCGGCGAAGCGAGCACGGUCGUACGGAGAUGUGACGCAGCCACGGUAGAUCUUGUCGAGCAUGUCCUCGGGGAGCUCGGACCACUGCCGCCGGCGGCCGCGGCAUGCCAUUGGUAGCUCCUCGAUCGUUUACUAAGAAGAUCGGAUAUGGAUUUACCUUUAUACAGAAUAUACAUAAAUAGAGCAAGGUCGACUUGUACGUGCACCGGACGCUCGGGACACCGGGACGUGCACGUACGUACCUCAUAGUUUCGGUCGUUUACAUGCCAUUGAUAGGUCCUCGAUCGUUUACGGCGAAGACGGCGGGCUGGAUCGGAUCGGAUCGUAAUGGAUUGGCACGAUCAAUCUCCAUCAGAUUUAUAUUUAUACGGAUAUAUAUACAUAAAUAGGGCAAGGUCGUACGUGCACCAGACGCUCGGGACACCGGGACUCGCACGUACGUACCUCAAUAGUUUCGGGGGUUAAACAAACUUAUCUCGUACGUGCCUGCUAACAGAAUCUCGUAAGUUUAGGAACCACAGCCGGCAAUUCCAAUUCAUGACGAGUCUGACGGCGGACAUGCCGGCAACCCGAGACGCGGCGGAUCUCGUCUCGUCCUCCUCCGUUUCCUUCAGGUCUCUAGGGAUGUUGGUUUGAUCUUGACCACACCAAGAGGGCUGCAGCAGCAACUUCAGAUGGAGGCGAUCAUGGCGACCUCAAAGGUCCACAACGUAGAUGAGGUACUCAAUGGCCAUGGAGGCACCGUGGAGCCAAGUGUGGCCGCCAAACCUAGCACCCAGCAGGCCUCUCAGUGCAACGGCGCUACGUGGGAGAACAGUUCGAUGAUGACGAGAUUAGGUACGGGUGGUUGCCGCAAGGGGCGCAAGGCCGUAUUGCCAUGGAGAUUUCAGAUUGGGUACAAGCGGCCACGGUCACAGGGUUUAAGCCAGGACGGCGGAUCCGAUGGACUUCCUGCAACUGGAACUUCCAUGUCCACUGAUGGUACUGGAGCUUCCAAGUCCAUGGAUGGUUCCAGGCAUAUAGGAGUUGCUGCUGCUGCUUCUGUACCCAACAAAACGAAGGUUGACAAUGGUGAUCGUCAUCGUCCAAUGCCAAAGAACAGAGUCGCCAUCAGCAGAGAAAGCCUCAUGGCUUCUUUGCAGGAAUUCCGGCUAAUUUACAGGCAGCUUGUGGCCCAAGAAAAGGCCGACUGCGGUAAACAAGAACAUGAUCUUGCAGCCUUUCAAGUCUUCAGGGAGAGGCUAUGUGUUGAAUUUGAUGAUAGGAGGUACUUGGGUAGCGUUCCUGGAGUUCAUGUUGGUGACGUGUUUGAUUCGGACGCCGAGCUUUUCCUUGUUGGUCUCCAUCGUUCACAGCAGUCGCGUGUUGAUUACAUCAAUCAGAACGGGGGCAGGACAUGUCUAGCCGUUAGCAUCGUGUCGUACGCGCAACAGUCUGCCCAAAAUAACAAUCUGGAUUUCUUGCUACAUGUUGGGUCUGUGGCUGCCACCACUGGCCAGAACAUGGAAGGUACCGACUUGGCGCUAAAGCAGAGUAUGGAUACCAAAACACAUGUGCGUGUCAUUUAUAGGUUUGUUAUGACCGGCCGUGAGGAGCUUACAUACUAUGUUUAUGGUGGUUUAUAUUUGGUCGAGAAAUUUAGCAAAGAGAAACUGAGGGAAGACAAACAUAUUAGCACUUUUCAUCUGAGAAGAUUGUCGGGGCAACCGAGCAUCAACAUUCAUGAACUUGUGGAAAAAAGAAUGGAUGAACCAUCCAAUGGAACUUUUACUGUAGAUAUAUCGUCAGGUCUUGAGAAGAUCCCUAUAUCUGCAAUCAACUCCAUAUCAAACGAGGCCCCGGCUCCAUUUCGCUACAUUUCACACAUACAAUACCUCAGGAAGUAUCAGCUAGAUCCUCCAUCAGGUUGUGAUUGUGUUGGUCGAUGUUCGGACUCGCAAAAGUGUGCAUGUGUAAUGAAAAAUGGUGGGAAGAUCCCUUUCAGAAAGACCGGUGGUCUCCUAGAGGAAAAACCUCUUAUUUACGAGUGUGGACCUUCAUGCAAGUGCCCUCCAACUUGUCGCAAUAGAGUAGGCCAACAUGGAAUUAGUUUUCGCCUUCAAGUCUUCAAGACAACAUCAAUGGGUUGGGGAGUACGAAGCCUUGAUUUUAUACCUACGGGACAUUUUGUGUGUGAAUAUAUAGGGGAGUUGUUGGAUAAUGAAGAUGCUCAGGAGAGGGAUAAUGAUGAGUACUUGUUCCUUAUUGGAAACAACUAUUAUGAUGUAUCCCGCUGGGACAACUUACAAAAGACUAUCCCCUCACUUAUGAAUGGCCCUGGGGAAGAGGAAGAAAAUUUCUUUGCAGUGGACGCACUGAAAUGUGGCAACCUUGCAAGGUUCAUCAACCAUAGCUGCACCCCUAACCUUUUCACACAAAAUGUUCUCUAUGACCAUGACAACAAGGGUAUGCCUCACAUCAUGCUCUUUGCUUGUGAGGAUAUUCAGCCUCUUGAACCACUAUCAUAUGACUAUAAUUAUACCAUAGAUGGGGUCCAUGACUCUGAAGGUAACAUCAAGAAGAAACGAUGCUUAUGUGGCUCUGUUGAGUGCAAUGGAUGGUUGUACUAGAUUUUCUUUCUUGUAGAGGUUUCCCUCAUCACCUUGUAUCGGUUCGGCCGUGUUGCUUUAUAUAUAUAUAAAGCGGGGCGAAAGUCUUUUUCAGUACUAGAUUUUCUUGUGUACGAUUUAUUUU